AGGCUGGGCAGCGAAGGAAGAGAGGAACGGGCUUGGCUCGCUCUGGAGUUUGGCUUGAAGGAAGGUAGAAAGAAGGGCUUGGGGGGGCGGGGGGGGGGGCAUGGGCCUGAGAUGGGCUCACUCUUCCUCCUGGGAUUCAUUGUCCUCCUGGCAGGAAGCUGCUCCGGCUGUUCCUCCCAUUCCAUGCUCUAUUUCGUCACCUCUGUCUCAGAGCCUGGGCAGCAGGUGCCUCAGUUUUCCUAUGUGGGCUUCGUGAAUGACCAGGAGUUUGUUUUCUAUAAUGCCAGCACAAAGAGGUAUCUUCCUAAGGUUCCCUGGAUAAGCAAGGUGAAGAAGGACGAUCCUGAUUACUGGGAACGGAACACGCUGUAUGCUCAGGGCCAUGAGCGGAGCUUCCGAGACCACCUGGCGACUUUGGCCAAGUACUACAAUCAGAGUGGAGGGCUUCACACUUUUCAGUGGAUGUACGGCUGUGAGCUGAGGAACAAUUGGAGCAAAAGAGGGUAUUACCAGUAUGCCUACGACGGGAGGGACUACAUCAGCCUGGACAAGGAGACCCUCACCUGGACAGCAGCCGAUGUCCCAGCCCAGAACACCAAGAGAAAGUGGGACGCUAACUUCAGAGACAACGAGUUCAAGAAGUUCUAUCUGGAGGAGACCUGCAUUAAGUGGCUGCAGAGAUACCUGAACUAUGGGAAAGAGACGCUUCUGAGGACAGAGAAGCCAGAAGUGAAGGUGACACGCAAGGUGGACUAUGAUGGGAUGGAGACCCUGAUCUGCCGGGUGGGGGGCUUCUACCCCAAGGAGAUUGACAUCACCUGGACAAGGGAUGGGGAGGUCUGGAUGCAGGAUACCUUCCAUGGCCUGGUGUCCCCCAACUCGGAUGGGACUUACUACACCUGGUGGAAUGUCACGGUGGACCCCAAGGAGAAGGAACGCUACAAAUGCCACGUGGAGCACGAUGGGCUUCUGAACCCUGUGGACGUGGCCUGGGAGGAGCCUGCCUCCAAAUCGGUGCUCAUUGGGUGUGCCGUGGGGAUUCUCCUUCCGAUUACUGGGCUUGCUGUUUAUUUCCCAUUGUGUCCAUCUGUCAGAUUUGUCAGCACCAAAGCAGCUUCCUAUGCAGGAGGAGGAGGCGACCCAGGGAAUGUGGCAAAACUCGUGAACCCAGAUCCAGCCUCCCUACAAAUAGUCUAGUGCAAUUAGCAGGUCUGCCGUAUGAAGAGAGGAAAGGUUCAUCUGCCUACGUGUUGGAUUUUGGUGCGCCGUUUAAGAAUUUCUUCAAGGUUUUUCACUGGAUCUGUAGAAAGAUUUAUAUUGCAGUGAGUUGGGCCUAAGGUGGAAGUUGAGUUUCAGUUGCCAUAUGAACAAUGAAAUUCUUAAAGUGUUACUGUAUUUCCUCAGGUUUAAAAGUAGCAAUCAUUUUUUUUAUUUGUGUGUGUGUGUGUGUGUGUGCAUGUGCGGGCGCAUGCGUGUGUGAAUAAUAAUUGAAUUAUUAUUAUUAUUAUUAUUAUUAUUAUUAUUAUUAUUAUUAAUUCAUUUAUUUAUCAUAUUUAUACCCCACCUGUCUCAUCCCAUAGGGGACUCAAGGAGGCUUACAUAUGUAGGCAACAAUUUGAUACCAUACAAAUAUAUACAACAUAUACAUUGAAACAAUCAUUAAAAACAAAUCAAACUUUAAAACCACUUAGAAUCAUAGAAUCAUAGAAGUUGGAAGAGACCUCACGGGCCAUCCAGUCCAACCCCAUUCUUCCAAGAAGCAGGAAAAUCUCAUUCAAAGCACCCCUGACAGAUGGCCACCCAGCUUCUGCUUAAAAGCCUUCAAAGAAGGAGCCUCCACCACAGUCUGGGGCAGAGAGUUCCACUGCUGAACAGCUCUCCCUCACAGGAAGUUCUUCCACAUGUUCAGGUGAAAUCUCCUUCCCUGUAGUUUAAAGCCCUUGUUCCAUUGCGUCCUAGUCUGCAGGGCAGCAGAAAACAAGCUUGCUCCCUCCUCCCUAUGACUUCCCCUACCAUAUUUGUACAUGGCUAUCAUGUCUCCUCUCAGCCUUCUCUUCUGCAGGCUAAACAUACCCAGCUCUUUAAGCCGCUCCUCCUAGGGCUUGUUCUCCAGACCCUUAAUCAUUUUAGUCGCCCUCCUCUGGACACUUUCCAGCUUGUCAACAUCUCCCUUCAACUGCGGUGCCCAAAAUUGGACACAGUAUUCCAGGUGUGGUCUGACCAAGGCAGAAUAGAGGGGGAGCAUAACUUCCCUGGAUCUAGACGCUAUUCCCCUUUUGAUGCAGGCCAGAAUCCCAUUGGCUUUUUUAGCAGCUGCAACACAUUGCUGGCUCAUGUUUAACUUGUUGUCCACGAGGACUCCAAGAUCUUUUUCACACGUACUGCUGUCUAGCCAGGCAUCGUCCCCCAUUCUGUAUCUUUGCAUUCCAUUUUUUCUGCCGAAGUGAAGUAUCUUGCAUUUGUCCCUGUUGAACUUCAUGCUGUCCGUUUUUUGGUCUUUGUAAAAACAGAUGUUUUUUCCUAGCUACUUGUGUUAAUGAAAAAUUGAAGACCAUAUAUUUGGCAUUGUGCUUUACAGUCUUGAAGAAAGAAAUGUGACUUUUUAAUAGAACUGUGGCAAUUUUUUGGGGUUUUUUUUUUUCAUUGAGAAACUGCAAGUUGCUUUUGGUGUGAGAGAAUUGGUCGUGUGCAAGGGCACGCCCGGAUGUUUUGAUGUUUUUAGCAUCCUUGUGGGAGGCUUCUCUCAUGUCCCUGCAUGGAGCUGGAGCUGAUGGAGGGAGCUCAUCUCUCCAGGUUGCAUUCGAACUGGCAACCUUCAGGUCAGCAACCCAACCUUCAAGUCAGCAGUCCUGCACAAGGGUUUGAACCCACUGCACCACUGGGGGGGGGCUCUAAUUUUUAGGUUAGGAUCCAGCUCACUGGAAUUACUCUGCUCUGUUUUAAUUGUGUUCUGUCAUGUUUAUUGUUGCCUACCUUGAAUCUCUAUAUUGUCACAAAGCCAGUACAAGAAUGAGCAAAUAAAGAAAUUAUUUUCCUUU
Molecule: messenger RNA, 3038 nt
Organism: Anolis carolinensis (green anole)
Lineage: Eukaryota; Metazoa; Chordata; Lepidosauria; Squamata; Anolidae
Product: H-2 class I histocompatibility antigen, Q10 alpha chain
Exons: 8
Coding region: 112-1197 (361 amino acids)
Biological process (GO): immune response
Cellular component (GO): external side of plasma membrane
Source: RefSeq, a predicted model, not a curated record